Xenopus tropicalis (tropical clawed frog) is the source of this 1610-nucleotide messenger RNA. RefSeq lists its product as uncharacterized. The transcript has 2 exons. The coding region runs from base 467 to 1600 and encodes 377 amino acids. NCBI's taxonomy places the organism in Eukaryota, Metazoa, Chordata, Amphibia, Anura, Pipidae. The record is from RefSeq and is a predicted model, not a curated record. Gene Ontology annotation, molecular function: nucleic acid binding; zinc ion binding.
AGGAGAGGUAUACUUAGGCUGUAUAAUCUUCUAGAGUAGAGGUUUCAUAGAAUGUGUUUAUAUGGUGUGGUGUGGGAUAUUAUUAUUUAGGUGGUUGGGACCCUGUGUUUCAUUUGAGUGUGUUUAGUUAAGUUAGUAUUGCGUAUAUUUGUAGUGUAUUGUUUUUUAUUACCCUUUUGUGUUUAUUGUAGCAUAUUGUUUUAUCCAUUUCAUCUACUUUCUGAUUUAUGCUUAUGUAAAUAUUUGUUUCCAAUCAAUAUAAAACCAUUUUUCACAUUUAUUGUUCAGUGAUCUCUUUGCCACACUAUACUGUAGAACUUUAGUUAUAUUAAUAAUCUUACAUAAUUGGCUUAGCCAGGCACGAGGCAGAUAUUAGAGUGGCAUUGAAAUCACUGACAUUGGAAAUAUAUAUUUGCUGAACAUAAAUUUAGUAGGAAAAAUGGAAGGAAUUAACAAAUAGAUUGCAAUGGUUAAAAAUACUGAGGAUCUGUUAAAGUGUAUGCUGGGUGCAGAUGAUCCCUGGUACCAGGUCAAAAGUUUUGUAACCACAGCAAUUAAAGAAAAAGUCCUAUCAAACGAGAAGGGUAGGAGAGAUUUGUUAUUUUCUGCAUGUUGGAUUGCAGAGAACUAUAAAACUCUCAAAGAUCAGAAUAAGAUGUUGGGGGAAAAGCUAGAAGAUCUGAAAGGUCAUUAUAAUGCCCUUAAAAUUACAGCAAGCACUGCCUCAGCCAUGUGUGUUAAUUACCAUAAAACUGUAAAUGAAAAUUCUGCUUUAAAGGUGGAAAAUGAGGAACUUUUAGGACGGUUAAGAGAUGCAGAGGGAGCUAUACGUUGUCUUGGUGCAUUGCUUAACCAACCACAAGUUGAUCAUUCUCACUGUAAAAGUGAAAUUGAGCACUUAAAAGCACAACUAAGGAGAAAGGAUGCAGUUGUUGCAGCUUUUAAUGUUCCGGGAAAUCCAAUCACAGAUAUUUUAGGUUGGGAUAUAAACGCUGCUCACUCAGCUUUUGUCACCUGCAAGCAAAGGAGAGAGGAGCCGGUACAAGCAUUUUCUGAACGCCUCUAUACAUUAUACAGCUGCACUGUACAGAAACCAGCAAAGGCAGACCUGGAGGAUAACGUGUUCAAAUCUGCACUGCUUACACAGUCCCUUCCAGAAAUCUAUCAACUAGUUGGGUUAACUGUAGGUCCAGCCAACUCUUACCUGGAAGUAAUAGAUUGUUUAAAAAGAGCAGAAUCUGUGGUGAAAGAAUGCCAAAGGGAUUUCAAAAGCAACAUUCCAGUUGUUAAAGUGUCACAACCCAUAAGGAAAAUGAACACAGGAAGGCUCACUUUUUCACCCAAUCAAUCCAAAAAGAGAUGUUAUGCAUGUGGUAAUCUGGGACAUAUAGCCAUGAACUGUACAGCAACAACAAACUGUUCAAAUGCAAAUGUUCAGUCCUCACCGCCCAUUUCACAAAUAACCAUGCUACUCCAGGAUAUGCAGAAAGACAUUGAGGUCUUGAAGAGAAACAGAUUAAAAGCAAAUGCUAUAUUCCCUCCAGACCCAGCACUGCAUAUUAACACACAGAGUGAUGUAGACAGUAAUCAAGAAAGCUAAAAACAAAAAA